This is a messenger RNA of Boleophthalmus pectinirostris (great blue-spotted mudskipper), 9852 nucleotides long. RefSeq names its product zinc fingers and homeoboxes protein 2. Gene Ontology annotation, biological process: regulation of transcription by RNA polymerase II. Gene Ontology annotation, cellular component: nucleus. Bases 930 to 3488 code for a protein of 852 amino acids. The record is from RefSeq and is a predicted model, not a curated record. Lineage: Eukaryota; Metazoa; Chordata; Actinopteri; Gobiiformes; Gobiidae. The transcript is spliced from 8 exons. Gene Ontology annotation, molecular function: DNA binding; DNA-binding transcription factor activity, RNA polymerase II-specific.
GUCCCCCCCGUGAGCGCUCUCCGCUCCUUUCGCUCCGUCUGUGGGUUCGCUAUGCUGCGGUCUUCCCUGCACCCUGCACGGCACCGGAGCACCCGCGGGACCCAGCCCGACUGCAGCCCGCCUCUGCACAGAUCGAGUCUCACCUGGAGAUUAUUACCCACAGUGCACUACAGCAACGCCGGCUUGCACUGAACCGUGAUUGGCUGAGACGUGGGAGCGCCACGAGCUGAUUGGACGAGAGCUUUUUGCCUGCAAGAUCACCUGAGGUCACCAGAGAUCACCUGAGGUCACCAGAGAUCACCUGAGGUCACCUGAGGACACCAAAAGUCACCUGAGGUCACCUGAGGACACCAGAGAUCACCUGAGGUCACCAGAGAUCACCUGAGGUCACCAGAGAUCACCUGAGAUCACCUGAGGUCACCAGAGAUCACCUGAGGUCACCAGAGAUCACCUGAGGUCACCAGAGAUCACCUGAGGUCACCUGAGGACACCAAAAGUCACCUGAGGUCACCUGAGGUCACCAGAGAUCACCUGAGGUCACCAGAGAUCACCUGAGGUCACCAGAGAUCACCUCAGGUCACCAAAGAUCACCUCAGGUCACCUGAGGACACCAAAAGUCACCUGAGGUCACCUGAGGACACUGGAAAUCACCUGAGGUCACCUGAGGACACCGGAAGUCACGUGAGGUGUGACUCCCACUUGCUGCUGUAGUUCCAGUUCUUGGUGCCUUGCUCAAAGGCACAUCAGAUGAUGAGAACCUUCAACCUGUGACCGCUGCUCUGUCAGCCGGUGAUGCUGCUCUACGCUGCGUUUGGAAGCUGACCCCAGUGCUCCCGUCUGCUCCUCCGAACCAGUGCCCGAAACCAGCCCUAAAUAAGCCAAAAAAACACCACACCUUCACCAGCACAAACCCACAAGCCAGCAGAACCAUGUCCUGUCGCCGCAAGAACAGCAACCCAUGCAUGGUCCGAACGCCCGAGAACCAGGAGAACCAGGAGAACCCGGAGAAUCAGGAGAACCCGGAGAAUCAGGAGAACCCGGAGAACCUGGAGGACUCUGAGAGCCAGGAGAAUCAGGAAAAUCAGGAAAACCAGGAGAAUCAGGAGAACCAAGAGAACCAGGAGCAGAGCGCAGAGGAGAGCAUGGACCUCCAAAUGGAUCAGGAUUUAUCCGAGAAAGAACAGUCUGAAAACUCUGACUGUGAUGAGAAAAAUGUCAGGAAACCGGAAGAGGACAAAAUGGAGGACAACAAACAAAAUGGCGACCAGCUUUUGAGUAAGGAAGAGGAGGGAGAGAACCAGGCUACAGAUGCUGUCAAAACUCAAACGAAAGAGUUUGAAUGUAAGUACUGCUCGUUCACGACACUAAACCUGACGGACUUUAAGGAGCAUGUGGACUCCAGUCACCCGGGGGUCAUCCUGAAUCCCGUCUAUCUGUGCGUCGCCUGUAACUUCAGAACCAGAAAGUUUGAUUCUCUGACAGAGCACAACGAGGAAGCACACCCCGGCGACGCCAACUUUAAGUACCGCAGGGUGAGCGAGGAUGGACACGUGCUUCUGGAGCAGACUAUCGAGGAGAGUGAGGAUGUAUCAGCUGAGGGCGGGAGCAUCUCCACCACAGUGAUGAGCCCGGACACUCUGCUAAAUACUGUCGACGCUAAUGACUCUAAUGACACUAAUGAUGCUAAAGGACCCUCGGAGCAGAUCCGCGCGGUCAGUAUAAACGGGACCGUGAUCAUCCCGGAGCCGAACAUACUGCAGGACACGUCGCACGUUUCUCCAAUGCUCCAGCGACCUCCAAACUUCAGCAGUGUUCCUCAGAUCGCUGUUCCUCUGAACACAUCCAAGUACAACCCCUCGCUGGAUGACAACAUGACGCUCAUUGCUUCCUUCAACAGGUUCCCGUACCCGACGCAUGCAGAGCUGUCAUGGCUGACGGCGGCAUCCAAACAUCCCGAGGAGCAGAUCAAAGUGUGGUUCACCACGCAGCGUCUGAAGCAGGGCAUCACGUGGUCUCCAGAGGAGGUGGAAGAGGCACGAAAGAAGAUGUUCAACGGGUCCAUCCCUCCGAACCACAACACUUUCACCGUUCUGCCCACAAGUCCAGUUGCCAAGGCAAUGGUGCACAACAGCCCCGUCACCAAGGCAACAGUCCACACGACCACCGUGGAGCCACAGAGGAACGGAACGUCCAUCAGCUCUGUGUCCAACUCUGUGUCAAAUGGACUCAAGCGGAUCCUCAACGCACCGGCUUUCGGCCCGGACGCCAAACGGCCCGUCAUGGCCGUGGCACCGAACCCUGGAGAGAAAGGAAUCAUGGCCCCGCCCCCUCUGCCCCCACCGCUGCAAAAACCCUUCGACGCCAAACGAGCUAAUGCUAAUGAAAUCAAACGCCCCGUGCCUUUACUGCAGCCGCCGCCGAAUCCACAGAAAAACAAAAUGGUGCCCAAUGUUCCGAACAACUCCAAAAUGAAGCCGCUGGUGUCGAUGCCAUCCAUCGUGUUUCCGGAGUCUCUGACGCGGCCGAUGAUAGCCCCACCCCCCAUAUUUGCCCCGCCCUUUAAAAGCAGCAUCCUAGUCCCGAGGACGGCCAAGGAGAAGGCUCAGAUUUCUUUACCCAAUGGUAUACUAACGAACUCUGCACCGCUAAUCCCACCGCAGAUACGGCGCCCAGCCAUUAUCCAAUCGAUCCGAGGAAAUCCGAACAUGCCACAGAGCUUCGGCGGACUGGAGGGGGUGCCGCUGAGCGAGCAGAACGGAGGAGACGUGAAUAAUGCAAGCUUUAAUGGGGCGUGGCCCGAGCCAGGUCCUCAGAGUAACGGACAUUUGGAGGACGCUAAGAACGAUCUGCAGAAGGCCAGCGUCCUCACACAGUUCCCGCUCCUGGAGCGGAUGAAGGGGAAGAGCUCCGAGCAGCUCAAGGUACUGGAGGAGAACUUCCUGAGGAACAGUUUUCCAUCUCAUGGCGAGGCAGAGGCGCUGGCAGUCGCGACGCGUCUGUCUCUGCAGGAGGUGGAGAGCUGGUUUGGAGAGCGUCGAGCUCUCAGAGAUAACCUCGAGCAGGCUCUUCUCAACUCUAUGGGGACCAAACGCCAUGGCAACGGGAGCAACGGGAGCGUGCACGGAGCCGCGGACAAGCACAACGGGCUUAAGGCGGGAGGGCAUCUGGGCUACACGCUCAACAGAGUCCCGGAGGAGUUUGUGUCGAGGUGGUCAUUCGCAGACGACCUGAGCCAGCGCUGGUUCAACGGUAAAACAGGAAGUGUGCUGCCCAGCUCUGAUCUGAUUGGCCCGCGCUGCCAGGACCUGACCAAUGGGAGUAACGGAAGAGCACAGGAGGCGGAGCUAAACUGGUUCAACAAAAACCUGAGCGCUCCACAACAUGACCUCCUCAGAUAUCGCCAGCCCUCUUUGGACCUGCAGACCGGGGGAGUGUUCGGGAGGUGGAUGGACCGAAGACACGACUUGAGUGAAGAGUCCAGCGGCUAAGGUGCAGGGGAACCUGAAGAAGGACCCGUCACAAUAAGAGCUCGUCAAACUCAAGCUUUUAUUUUGACGGUGCAGACUGCUGGGUGGAUCCAAGAUCGAGGACGAGGUCUGGCUCACGAUCUGGGAAAAAGAGUUUAGUUUCCACAAAAUGAUCAAACACGGAAAUACGUCCUUUAGAUUUAGUGUGGUUUUAGAAUCACAUAAAAAAUAUUCAGAAAAGUGGAAUCAUUUUAAGAAUUCUGGCUUUUAGUUUCUGUAAGAUUUUUCACUUCAAACUGCAAACACAAAAAUAUUUAGAUUAGUCUCACGUGAAUUAAAUUUGAAUAAUUCACAUUUCAUAAUUUGUCGUUUUAUGCUGGUAAUAAUCUGACAGUUUAAAUAUAUUAUGUUAUUAAUCACAAUAGGAAAUUUAAGUGUAAUUCUAAAAGAACAUUUUAUUACAAAUUUAAAUUCAUCAAAUGUUUCUUGAAAAGAAGAAAGACAUGUUUUAUUCCCAGAUUGUGACAUUUAAAUCUUUGUUUUGAAAAGACUCUUUGUGCCUGAAUCAGCAGCAGAACUACAAAACCACGACACAAAACGACACCUUUGUGGACUUUGUUGAUCUGGUGGAGACAGACGCCGGUCGUGUCGAGUGCCAAAGCUGCUCCAAAAUGGCGGCUCCAAAAUGGCGGCUCCAUCCUGUAAAUAGAAACUUUCCCAGAAUUUUCACAUUUUGGGAAAAUGAAAAGUUUUGUUACAUUUUUUGUAAAAAGAGCGAAGCGCCCCCUGAAUCCUCAGCCCAACGUUUUCAUUUCCCAAAACUGAAAUUUACGUUUAAAAAAACAAAAACAAAUUUUCAAAUGAAUUCAUUCUGAACUUUUGAUUUUAUUUUCCUCCAUUAUUCCUAAAGCAGCACCUGCACUUUUAGUUUAAAAAAAAAAUCUAUUGCACUUAAUUUUCAAACUUUUCUUGUUUGAAAUUUUGCACUUUUAAAAAAAUAGAAUUCAGAUUUUAUGAAUUACUUUUACCUUGAGGCAUAUUUGAUUGUUCAAAAUUUUAAUUAAGUGUUCAAUUACUUUUUCAAAAUCAUCUCCAAACAAUUAAAACAAUUACACUUGAGGGGUUAUUCUGCAAUUUAUUUAAUUUUUUCAUUCUCCCAUACAGUCUGCAGUACGAGCCUGUACAAGGCUCCGCCCACAAGCCUAUGUCACCCAUACGUUGUUUUCAGUAAAAAUAGCAUUUUCAAAGGAAUCAAAGGUAACAUGGAGAUCUAAAUAUGUUCUGUGUUACCGUUAAUCCUCCAUAGAAGUCAAAUUCUCCCUCUUUAAGAACAUUUUGAAAUGUGCCUCAAUCAUAAAACACAAAUGGAUCAUUCUUUCAUUGUCACUAUUUCAUUUGAAUUUUUGAAUCUUUUUCUAGUUUGGUGUUUCUUCCUGAAACCAGCAGAGAUGUGGCGUUUAAGUGUCACUCAAAUAAUAAUAAAAUGUGCACCUUAAGCUGAAGCCAUUUAACCCGACCAGGUCCAGAGACUGUGAGCCCAGCAUGAACGAACCCCAUCUGCUCCAAACGAUCACUGCACCUUUUACUUUACAUUUAGUCUCAUCAAGCAAGUGCCUCUUUCAAAUGUCCCCAACCCAAAAUCCCAAAUGUUUUUCCUCAUCAUUUUCAUCGUUGGUUUAUUACGUUUAUUUCUCCUGACAGAAAAGACACUGAACUUUGUGCCAGUUUUGAUUUCAUGUGGAUAUGCCCAAUAUUUCCAGAGAUAUGAACCAUAAACCAGGUCGACAUGUUUUUGUUAAGACAUUUAGCCACUCCAGUAGAUCACAGCUACACCACUGCACCAGGCCCGGAAACUAGACUCCCGGUCUCGUCCUAGUAGAGCCCUGGUUCAGUCCUGGUUUAGUCCCACUGUAUUCCCACUUUGAUCCUGGUGUAGUCCUGGUGUAGUCCUGGUGUAGUCCCGAUUUAGUCCCGGUGUAGUCCCGGUGUAGUCCCGGUGUAGUCCCGGUGUAGUCCCGGUGUUGUCCUGGUUUUGUCCUGGUUUGACGCCUUAAACUCAGAUACAUUUGUGUUCAAACUGGACCUGGUCUGAAAUAUGUAGCAGAAUUCAUGUUUGCGUCAUUCCAUUUUGUCCAAUCGGCUGAGAGCAAACUGAGGAGGAGGCGGGGCUAACUUCGCUCCUAAAAGCGCACCUUUUGGACCUGUUUUUACGUCUCUGUGAAGUGCAUUAUAUCAUCAUGACAUCAUCAUGACAUCAUGGUGACAUCACUGUUGGACUGUAGCCACACCCGUCUGAGGAGGAAGCGCCGUGGACGCUGUGGAUCAUGUGACGCUGAACAAAGAAAAAAACAAACAUGAAAAUCUAGUUGAAAAAAACACAGUGGAAAAAGGUUCAAAGUUUCACAGAAUCAAACUGGGCCGUGCUCACACCCAGAGGAGGAGUUUACUUUUGAAUUACAAAUAUUCCACAUUUUUAAACAAAAUCUCAAAUUUCAUCAUUUAAACUUAGUGUCAUCUGCUAUUAAAUCUACAACAUUUUAAAAGUAAAAAAGUAAUAAUACAUUUUGGUUGCGUAAAGUUGAAAGGAUUUGAACUGGUGGCCGUCUGGUUUGAGCUUGAAAGCUCAUGGGUGCAGACUCCGCCCACAUGUCCCUCACCAUUUUCAUGAAUUUACUUUAUAAACCUUUUAAUGACACUUUCUGUCCACUGUGGCCUCACUCUGCUGUUUUCAAAGGCCAGAAAGUGCAUUUCAAAUGGUAAAAUAAAUAAAUAAAUAAACAUUUCUAAAAAUGUCAUGCUUGUGUAGGAAAAUUAUCUAAAAUAUUUAGUGACAGCAUGUUUUUAACUGCUUGUACGACUGUCCAAUCUUGCGACUGUGCGAGGGUCCGACUGUGCGACGAGGGCGCGAGGGCUUUUGGGUGGAGGCAUGUCCCGCGAGGGUCCUCUGGGUGGAGGUCUGCAGCCAGAGCACAUCUCCACCCACUGCUCCAACGCCACAGUCCAACUUCAAUGUGACACAAGAAAAUCCAGUUUUCCACCAACUAUUCUGCAGCUAUUUUAACUAAUGUCAAAGAUUUUUAUCAUUUAUAAAACAAAACCGGUUUAGACCUGGUUUAAUCCUGGUUUAAUCCUGGUUUAAUCCUGGUUUAGUUCUGGUUUAGUUCUGGUUUAGGCCUGGUUUAGGCCUUGAGUUAAGUAUGCAGUGUGAUUUCAAAACAUGUGAAAAUAAAAUGUAAAUUUUAUUCAGUGGAAUAACAUUUUUAUGAAGUCACAUAUAUUUAAAAUUCUUUAUUAUUUUGUUUACAUUUUCACAUAUUUUGCACUAAAUUAAGACUGAAUCAGAUUUUUAUGCUUAAUUGAAAACAGAUCCACUUUUCUCUUAUCUUGGUGUGAGCGCGGCCACAUCCAGAUCCAACUCUCCGUCUCCUACUUCCUCAUCUCUUUUCCUACUUCCUUGUCUCCUUUCCUACUUGUCUCCUUUCCUAAUUCCUUGUCUCUUUUCCUUGUUCCUUGUCUCCUUUCCUCUGUCGUUGUGCCGCUCAAAAACAAACAGUAAAAAACAGUGAGAUUGAAGUAUUUUCUGCUGUAGCUUUAGAGCUUCACAAAAACAAAACUCAAAUGCUUUUGGUCCCAGGCCCGAGUCGCAGCUUCCCGCCACAGACUGUAGAAAUGCACAAGUAACGAGCUCGCUGCCGCCUUCCAAACAGGAAGUGAGCACGGCUGUGAUUUGGUUCCGUGGACUCUGCAGUGAGCCUCAUCCUUUUGGUCUUCAAAUGUUCACAUUAAGCCGCUCUACAUGAUCCUGCGGUUUUAUUUCACUAUUGUCCGUAAAUAAAUAUUCUCUGCUCCAAAUUCACCCCAUAACCACCAGCUUCUGUGAGCUUCAUUUGACUGGAUCUGAAGACUGUGGGUGACGUCACACUCCCUCACAACAUUUGUUUAUACAGUCUGUGGUCACAAAGGAACGACACAAUCGCUAAGAAAAGAAAAUAUAAGAAAAAAAAGAAAAAAAGAGGCAGAAAUAUGGAUUUUAUAGAGAAACCAGGUCAUAUUAUUUUAGUUUGAAAAUAUUUGGAACAAUUUAUACCAGACGUCUUUUUGUAGUCCUCCAUUUAUAUUACAGUGUAGACCUGGUUUAGACCUGGUUUAGAUCUGGUUUAGACCUGGUUUAGUCCUGGUUUAGUCCUGGUUUAGACCUGGUUUAGUCCUGGUUUAGACCUGGUUUAGUCCUGGUUUAGUCCUAUUUUAGUCCUUGUGAAGUAAAAUGAUUUAAUUAGUAUUAAUCAUAUAAUCGUUUGUUUGUUUGUUUGUAAUUUGUCAGAUUUUAGAUAAGUAGUUUUACAAAACUCCAAAUCCAGGUGUCAAUAUUCAAAAUGAUGAUUAUUAUUAUUUUAUUUUAUUUUUUAUUUUUUUUGCCUUAACUCAGUUGAAAUAUUUGUGCCUCUGUUGAGAAGAGUGAAAUGUCCAAGCGUGUUGUGUGUUCUGUGUGUGACUCGGGCCUGGUCUCUGGUCUCUGGUCUCUGGCCUCUGGUCUCUGGUCUCUGGUCUCUGGUUUCUGCUUGUGCUGCCUGUGCUCUGGUGUGUGAGCAGAACUGCCCUCAGCCUGAACUCCAAUGUAAAAAAGAUUUAAAUAUUUCAGGAAUUUAUUUUUCUGAAAUUGUACAGAUUUAAACGUUUAUUUUUCUGCUGAAACGUGGAAUGUAUCUCACACCGCAACGAAUGUCAGCGAGGAGCGGCUCCAGCAGGACGAAAGUACUGAUUCAGGAUUCACAAAUGAUCCCAGUUUAGACGUUUUAUUCACAAACAAAUAAUAAAUAGAUUGAACUUUUUCACCCUAUUUGAUCUGUACAAAUUGGAGACUGUGAGCAGCUUUGAAAAGGUGAGUUUUAAGUAGGAUUUGAAAAUGUCUCGAGUCCAGAGAUUUUAGGGUGAAAUAUAAAGAGCAGUUUAAAGUGUUUUCUCAGCCUCAUGGAACAUUCAGAUGUACAGUGACACACGUUGACGCUCCAGCACAUGGCACAAACACUGUCGACUUUUGUCCCUCAACUGGAGCCACUCCUCGUCUUUCAGCUCAACGCCGAGUUCCCUCAAAAACACCAAAUCUGCAUUUCAUUUAUUCACUGUUUCAUUUGCCUUUUGUGCAAUUACGAUGACAGUUUUUUUUUGUUUUUUUUUUUUCUUUUUUUAAGAUCUUCAUCAGGAAUUUCCCACUUAAUUAAAAUUUUACAAAAAUGUAUUACAUUUCAAAUAAUAUUAAACUAAUUAUAAUUGUAAUUUUGAAAUCUGUCAAAUUGGAAGGCCUUUUGUCUCGGUCCAAAACCACACAUUCAACUCUGUGCUUUAUUACGACUUCUGUUUUUAUUAUUUUAAUAUUUUUUUUUAUUUUAAAAAAGUUUUCAUUUUUGCUUGUAUUUUUAAAAUGUUAUAGUUUUUUUUUGUUUCCAAAAUGUCCUGAAAAUAUAAUAAAGAAACCCCUCUAAAAGUGCACAGAUGUUGAAUGUGAUGGUUUAUUUUGGGCCUUUGAAUCACAGGCCUGAAACAUGAAAACAUCUGAGCACAAUUCAUCUUUAAGAAGAGACACUUCAGGCACAACUCCGUAUUUUCAGUCAUUUCAGUGUUUUCAGUGUUUUGGUCAGUUUGGUCUGAGCACUCAGGCUUUUGUCCACUCUGCACCCAAACACGUUUCAGACAGAAGUGAGUCCGGCUGCAGCUGUAUGCUCACAAAGUGUGUGAAAUAGAAACACCUUUCACAAAAGGCAUUUUUCUCCUGUAGGGACAUAAAGACAUGGGGACAUGGGGAUAGCUUCAUUUUUAUAUGAAAACAUAACAUGACAUAAACUUGUAAUACAUUUUGUCCUCACUUUUGUGUGAGUAAAGUACAGAUUUCUUUUUUAUGCAGCUGCAGCGUCUCGCCUUAAAUUAUGGAAUAAUGAAAUUAUUCUGGUGCAAAAAUAUGAAUACUCUUUUCUUAGAUUUAUGUAACUCAUUUUUUAUUUAAAUAUUGAAACUGAAGUGUCCACAUGUGCCCAUCGGUGUGCAGCGUCGUCUUGUGUGUGAGUGUGUGUGAGCGGCGUGUGUGAGCUGCUGUGUGUUUUUGAGACUCGGCUCCUCUCUCUCUCUCUGUGACGCUGAGGCCAGUUCUGCUUCAAAAUAAAACCAAUAUUCAACUUUCAGUGUUUCUGCUCCUGGAUCACAGACGCCGAGCCACGUCACACGAACCCCCAAAACCAGUUUCUAUCCGCUCUGAACCGCUCCACAUCCGGACUAAACUCAUCAGAAACCCCCACUUCAGAACAUGACCCACACGGGAGGGCAUCUGGUUUGUGGCGUGGCUCGGUGCAGAGCUCUGUACUCUCUGUAUUUGAAUAAAAGACUUUUAAGAGUU